AUGAUAUCCCCAUCAUGCCCCUUCUGCACGAUCGCAUCCUCCACCCCACCCAUUUCUCCCACCACCGGAGCAGCAGAACCAACACAGCCGAGCACAACGAGUCCAGACACAGCACCAACAGCCCACCUGAUUCUCUCGACAGAGCAUGUCCUCGCCUUUCUGGACAUCAUGCCCCUGACGCGCGGCCACGUGCUCGUCACCCCAAGACGGCACUAUGAGAUGCUGGGCGAUGUGGGCGUUGCUGUUGGGCAGGAGAUGGGGAAAUGGCUUCCUAUCCUGUCAAGGGUUGUCACCCGGACUGUCUUGGGGGAAGAUGCAGAGAAACAUUGGAACGUUGUUCAGAAUAACGGCGCCCGCGCAGCCCAACAAGUCCCGCACGUGCAUUUCCACAUCAUCCCUCGUCCCGCCGCGGAGGGGGCUUGGAAUCCACGACUGAAACCGAGUUUCGCCAUGUUUGGCCGCGGCCAGAGAGACGAUCUCGAUGAUGACGAGGGGGCCAGUCUGGCGAGUGAGAUGAGGGCGGAGCUUGCGCGGGAAGUGCAGCGCGUCUUUGAGGAAGAGGGGGUAGACUUGGGGCUGGAUGAUACGAAGCAGAGAGGGAAGUUGUGA
Molecule: messenger RNA, 609 nt
Organism: Penicillium riverlandense
Lineage: Eukaryota; Fungi; Ascomycota; Eurotiomycetes; Eurotiales; Aspergillaceae
Product: HIT family protein
Exons: 3
Coding region: 1-609 (202 amino acids)
Biological process (GO): nucleotide metabolic process
Molecular function (GO): catalytic activity
Source: RefSeq, a predicted model, not a curated record